AGCUCACAAAGAGGUAGAGGGCGGCGACCACGACCAAGAUGAUCGUUGCGCUUGCUAUGUUGGCAACUUUUAUCAUAGCGGAGAUACAAGCUCACGGCCACAUCCGAGGCGGCGAAUCCAUGGCGUUGGUGCUGUCUGAGAAUCCUCCAGCUGAGAUAACCGACGAUUCGUGCGAUGCUUCAAGUGGCCCAGGGUGCCAACGCCGGCUGUCAGAACAAGACGAAGGACGCCUCGAUGCUCCUCCGGAGUUCAUACCGACGAAGGAGUGGCAAGAUAUUUUACCGAACCAAGCCAUUCCUCCGGGCUUGUACAUUCGUGUGAACCUUGAGACUGGCAAGAAAGAAGCCAAGCUCCUCGAGUAGAUAAUACACCGGGAUUAUUGAUAAGGAGAAAUGUAUUUUGUGAUUAUAGAGCGUAUUUGGAGAUAUUAUCGUCUUACUUUCACUUCGUAAU
This is a messenger RNA of Phytophthora nicotianae INRA-310, 453 nucleotides long. RefSeq lists its product as hypothetical. The record is from RefSeq and is a predicted model, not a curated record. Lineage: Eukaryota; Oomycota; Peronosporomycetes; Peronosporales; Peronosporaceae. The transcript has 2 exons. The coding region runs from base 39 to 362 and encodes 107 amino acids.